AUGGAUACGGAAGAAGUUUGGGAUGGACAAGAAGUUUGUAAUGGAGAAGAAUCUACUAAAUAUGGAGAAGAAAUUAAGGAAGAAGAAAAUGAAGUUAAGGAAGCAGAAGAAGAAGUUCAGGAGGAUGGAGAAGAAGUUAGGGAAGGAGAAAAAGUUAAGAAUGAAGAACAAGUUAGGGAAGGAGAAGAAGUUCAGGAUAGAGAAAUAGUUUGGGAUGGGGAAGAAGUGAAUGAAGGAGAAGAAGUUAAGGAAGAAGAAGAUGUUUUGGAUGGAGAAGAAUUUAAGGGUAAAGAUGAAAGCAUGGAUGGGGAAGAAGUUUGGGAUGGAGAAGAAGUUAAGGAGGGAGAAAUGAUUAUGGAUGGAGAAGAAGUUAAGGAAGGAGAAGAAAUUAGGAAUGACGAAGAAAUUAGAGAAGGAGAAGAAGUUAAGGAUGGAGAAAUAGUUUGGGAUUGGGAAGAAGGGAAGGAAGGAGAAGAAGUUAAGGAAGACGAAGAAGUUUUGAAUGGAGAAGAAGUUAAAGGUAAAGAAGAAAGCAUGGAUGGGGAAGAAGUUUGGGAUGGAGAAGAAGUUAAGGAGGGAGAAAUGAUUAUGGAUGGAGAAGUAGUUAAGGAAGGAGAAGAAAUUAGGGAUGACGAAGAAAGUAAGGAUGGAGAAAAAGUUAUGGAUGAAGAAGAUGUUAAGGAAGAAGGAGAAGAAAUUAAGGAAGGAGAAGAUGUUAGGGAAAGAGAAGAAGUUUGGGAUGGAGAAGAAGUUAAGGAUGGAGACGAAGUUUGGGAUGGAGAUGAAGUUUGGGAUAGGAGAAAUAUCUACUAA
Sphenostylis stenocarpa is the source of this 813-nucleotide messenger RNA. The record is from the annotation of a GenBank genome assembly. NCBI's taxonomy places the organism in Eukaryota, Viridiplantae, Streptophyta, Magnoliopsida, Fabales, Fabaceae.